UUCUUUGCGUAUACGUAAUGUGAGCUUUAUAUUAGUAUAUUACGUAUACGCACUGGUAUACUAUACCUAUGUAAUAUGAACUUAAUAGAAAUUUUUAAAAAUCUUCAGUAGCAUUCUAAUAUCGAAAAAGGAUUUUUUUGAUAUCUUAUCUCGAAUGAAAUGCUUUAUCGGAAAGCCAAAAUUAAUUCGUUUUGCGUAUCUGAUUUACGGCCAUGUCGCUGACUGUUCUCCCGCACGAAAACUGCGAGCAAAGCAGAAAGUGGCGAAAAGUGUUUUGUGGAAAACGGCAAUCGAAGCGUAGACGAAAAUAGAUCGCCCAAAAGGAAAAGCGAAAAGGGAAAAGGGGGCGCGGCUGUAAUGGUGGUGGGGGGCGUUCGUCGACUAAACUGAUUAGAAAAUCCGCCUUGGCCAAUUCCGAUUGCUUUGGCAUUUGACACGGAGGCAGUGCAGCCGAAUGAAAAGGCAACGCCAUUUGUGUUGUGUUGCGUUGCCAAAUUGCCAGCGACAAAAGUCGGCGGCGAUGUCUUCUUGUCAGUUGUUGGAUGUUCUCUCUAUUCGCCUGGCCGUCAAUUAGCGCCGUUUGCUAUUUGCCAUUUGGACGGAUUCGGUUCUUGGCGGUUUCUCUCGCCGCCGCUGAUUCACUUGUUCUCUAUAGCAUUUUCGCGACCCAUUGGGCACUUGCCGCCGCCGAGGCAUUAAUCAGUUGCAAGACGAUCGAUUAGCGGAAAACAAGAGCCGCCGCCCGUGAAAAGUGCCGCCGCCGCCUGGCGAUUUUCCGAACCGAAUCUUCGCUUUCCGUCACCUCGCGCUCUCAUAAACGUCGAAAAGCAAAGAUAAAUAAAUAUUAUAUAUAUUGAUGAUUGGUUCAAUGAUUUGCAUGCCGAAAGUGAGCUAAAUAUUUUUCGAAUUACCUAAUCAUCUGGCCAUUAACGUGAGUGGUGUGAGUGUUUCGAGUGCGUGGUGAAUAUAUUUUAUAUAAUACGCGUUGGCCGAAUCGCCGUCGUUCACCGUCGAGAGAUAUAUAUUCUCGUUCUCAUUGCAUCGCCGAGCGUUGGAGGAUUCGGAUUCGGCAUCGGAAUCGGGGAAUCGGAAUCGAUUUUGGGCAUUACGCAAUGGCCGCUGAGGAGACGGCGCUAACCGGCGUCGGCGAGCUGCUUUUCUCGCUGCUAAUUGGCUAUUUGGGCGCCUUGGAAUUCGCCUUCGUGGCCCGUCAUCUCUACCACUGGACUUUCCAACAUCCCGGGAUUUCUGCUGCUGAUGCAGCUGCUGACUCGGAAGAAUUGCCGCGAAUGCGCGAGAGAUUGGACAGGGAAAUCAAAGAGGCGGCGGAAAGAGAAGCUCUGGCUGGAACAAAUGUCAUGCAGGAUGGUGUCCUCUAUAGCAACGGAAUACGAGUGGAUCCAGCUGGGGAUAAAAGAGAAGCUCUGGCCGCAGAAUUGGCAAGACAACAGCAAAUCGAAGCGGAGACACGACGUCAGCUGGCCGAAGCCGAGGCCAAACUGGCAGAAGAGAGACUAAGGGUGCAAAGGGAGAAGGAAGAAUCGGAAGAGCAGCAGAGAAAGCUAAUUGAGGCGGAAAGACAGCGCGAAAGAGAGCAGGCAGAGAAAGAGCUGCAAGAACAAAGAGAAGCCGAGCGAAGAAAGCUAGAAGCAGAAGAAAGCGAUCGUAAACAACGAGAAAUCGAAGAGAAGGAACGCCUAGAAAAUGAAAGAAAGCUGAUAGAAGCUGAACGCGAACGGGAAGAAAACGAGCGAAGACUGCAAGCAGCUGAAGAGCAGCGAGAGCGGGAAGAAAGCGAAAGAAGAAUCAUAGAGGCAGAGCGUCAGAGAGAGCAAGCCGAAGCCGAGAAAGAACGCCAAAGGGAGAGAGCUGAGGAAGAAAGACUCCUUGCUGAAGCCGAGGCUGCGGAUGCCGAGCGUCGUCUCUUUGAAGCGGAGAUCCAGAGAGAGCGCCAAGAAGCCGAGGAUGAAGAACAGGCUCAGCGGGAUGCGGAGAUUGUAGAGCGUCUUCUGGCAGCCGAAAGAGAUCUCAGUCCGAGUGCCACCGAAAGCGAACUGGAGGAAGACAUUGCCAUUGCAGAACAGUCACGUCGCCUGAUCUCCAGCAAAACGGAUCUGGAGCAGAAACAGCGAAUGAUCGAGGAGAAUGCCAGAAGAUUCCUGGAAGCCGAAGAGGAGAUGGUGAUGUUACAGCAACGACAACUGGCAGCAGCGCACAGUAAAGAAGAGGCAGAUGAGUACGCCGGAAUGGAACCUGUAGUGGAAGAGCCCUGCAUAAAGAAAGUGGCGGCACCUCGGUUCCAAGAACCAACAGAAGAACCUCUAGUAGUGCAGAAAGUGAAAACCCAAUUCGGUCAAGGAAGCGGUUCCGAAGAUGCGUACUUGGUGAAGUCCAAAACCCUAACCUUCCCAGGUGUUUCCGAUGAAGGAUCCUCCGUGGAACCCUUCUCCAGUCAGAAAUCCUCCUUCAGCACCCAACCCUCCGAUGAGGCCAACCGCACCGAAGGCGAACGCCCAGAGCCCGAAGGAGAAGAUCAGGUUCCAGAUGUACAGUACACCGAGGAGUACUUGCGAUCCCUGGACGGCAUCAAGAAUCGUCCGUUGGUUCGGGAAGACGGUUCGGGCAGGAGGAGAGCCUUCAAGAAGCGCCGCUCCAGUGGCAGUUCCAAUUCCUCGAGAGACUCACGCGCCUCCCGUGACGAGGAGCUCAAGAUGUUCACCUCGCUGGAGGAAGAGGAACUGCGUCACGGCGAUCGGGAGGAUUACAAUCCCAUCAAGUACACGAGUGAACCCACUCUGAGGGUUAAGGCCCAUCGACGUCACAAAAGGAGUCCAGCAAAGGACAUGCAACCGCCUGUGGAGACGCCCAGUUCUCUGGAAAUGCUCGGUGAAGAGAGCACCAAUCCCUGGGGUGAAGUAGUUCCAGAGCACUACAAGGAUACCGAGUUCUGGAAGCGGGAGAAAGCGCUCUCCAUAGACGAGGAGGAAAUCGAACUGGAGAAACCCUCCAGGGGAGAAGAUGUGGAGGAUGAAGCUACCAACGAGCCAAAAUCAUCCUCUUUUGAGGAGGCAACCGAGGCACAAAACGAAGAGGCUGUGGCUGCCCUUAAACAGCAAAUUUCCAAGGAGCAGGUGGACAAAGAAACGGAGAAGGAUAACUCACAGGCAGCGGAGACCAGCGACAGCAACAAAGCCAAUUUGCAAACCUCUUCCGCAACAGAGGAGCAAUCGAGGGGUGGAUCACCUGGCUUGCGUCGCAGUCCGCGAAUGGACGAGAUGGAGCACUACCCGGAGCGCUGGUCCGCCAGUCAGGAGCAGAAUCCAGUGAAACAGCAGCCAACGCGAUCAACACCCACUAUAAAUGUCCAGCAACCGGAUACGGCACCUUGGCGGGAUCAGUAUGGAUUGUUAAUGGAGGGACUCAGUGACUUCUACGAUUUUACCGCAUCUGUAAACCCCUCGAGAUCACGUUCCAAUUCUCGUAACCCUUCGCCAACUCCUAAGAACGUAGCUAAUACCAUGGAUGUGGACACGGAGCGAACGUUGGAAGUGUUUGACGAUACGCAGGAGGGGAUUGUUGGAGGUGAACUGAAUUGUGAGUCUGUACUUCAGCUCUUGGAGUCAAACUUGAAUGGAAACGAAUCCUCGAACGAGCAACUUCAAAUACAAAAUGUAGCCGAUGAUGCUAGGAAUGGAAAUUCAGUACUCCCAAUGGUAUAUGAACCUGUUGAAGGGGCUUCGCUUGCUACUCCCCAAGAAGAAAGGGGAAGGGAGCCUUCUGUCGGAAGGUCUCGAUCUAGAUCCCGAUCCCGUUCUCCGCUUCCCACAUCAGAGAAUCUAGAGAAAAGUAUCCACAUACGAAGAGAGCGAUUGAUUAAACAAAACGAUGAGCUUGCCGAACGAUUGAGUCGCUCUGCCUCUGAAGGUUCCAUGGAAAUUGAAACUAAUGGAAAUGGAAGAUUAAGUCCACGAUUGGAAAUCACUCUACCGCAACCCGUGAUUGAGAUCAACGAAAUGGCUGAUGAACCCAUGGAGGAACCGGAAAACACGCCCGAACAAAUGCGACUUUUUGUGGAGACCUUGAGAGCUGAAAGGAAUGCCCGUUCCAUGUCAAGAUCCCGUUCUCGUUCGCGUUCUCCGUUGCCCACUGCGGAUAAUAUAGAAAAGAGCUUGGAAAGUCGAAGGCUUAAGCGUAUUCAGCAUAAUGAUGAGAUAUUUGAAAAACUGCACGAUCAAAUGUCAUCGCCAGAGAUUGUAAUAGAAUCCGCAUCACCUCCGAAAUCUCCACUUCCUUUACCCACCAUUUCCAUCGAAAUUAUGGAGCCACCAGAAGACACUAGAGAACAAACUGAAACUGAACCUGAAGACACUCCCGAGAGUAUGGCCAAACUUUUUGAGCAAUUGCGUUUGAACCGAGUACGGUCACACUCUCGAUCGCGUUCCAAAUCUCCCCUGCCCACUGCUGCUAAUUUGGAGCACAGUUUGCAAAAGCGUCGCGAGAAGCUAAUUGCUCAGAAUGAUCAGUUCUUCGAGGUUCUGCAGGAAAGAGCAAGAACACCGGAACCGGAAACCCGCUUGACAGUGGAGUACGUCUAUGAGUUUGUAGAGGAGAAGGAGGAACACAUUGUAGAAGUUCGUGAUAUGCGUUCUUUGUCACCAUCUCGCUCAAGAUCCCAGUCACAAGAAAAAGAACCCGAUGAUUUCCAUUUGAUGCUUAAUCUUGAAGGCAGCGAGUUGCGAACUCUACGCAAAAACAGCGAGGAGCUGGAAAGUGUCUUGGCGGCCAGUGUUAAACAACGUGAGGUGGACCGAGAAGCCCUGGAGAAACUACACAAUGCCAAUGAAGAAGUAGAACUUCGCGUGCUUAGCCCAACUAAUUCGGAAUUAGAGAGAGUGGUUGAAAUGACAAGGGAGAAUCCAGAUCUAGAUCGCACUAUCUCCGAAGUAGCCAGAGAUUUACAAGAUGAACUUAUGGCCAGUGGUUUCAAACGCUCCACUUACGUGGGUGAAUCCCUGGAUCUUGGAAGUGAUCAAUUUAAGGAUCUACGUAGGGAGGCUGCUCUGUUUCAAAGAUCCCGAAGUCCAUCUCCUGGAAUUAGCAUGGAUUUGGCUCGAGAACAAGCAGCAGCUCAAAGGGAACUUCAAGCAGCAAUUCUAGACUCGCUAACCGAUAAUCGUUUGGGUGCCAGACCCAAAAAUUACCCUGAGGAGAGAACCGGGGAGUCCCAAGAAAUAUCUGCCGCCCAAUUGGAUGAUUUGAGACACCGAACUGCGGAGUUCCAACGAUCGCGUAGCCAAAGUCGUUCUCCCUUGAGGGAAGAUGAACUAAACCAGUUGAAGGACAUCGAAGCAGAGUCUGCUAAAAGGGAGUUGCAGGAUCAGUUACUGGAUAGAUUGGCCGCCUCGAGCAUUAAUUUUGAGAACUUUUCGCGGCACUUGAAUGCCGACUUCUUGGACAGCGAGCGAAGGGCUUCGGAUUCCGCUUUGAUGGGUGAAAUGGAGCCAGAUGAAUACCAUCACUUUCGACGCUAUUCACUCGCCCAGGAACAACCGGUGGAGGAGUAUCCUAGUGAUGACUACGUUUACAUCUCACAAAUCGAAGUAAGAACUCUCACAGGUACAAGAACUUGGUUGAAGGAGGAUUUCUACCCGGAAGAAUCAGACGAUUUUUCUGGUUCAAAGAGUCCGGUGGUGGAUGAGAAUUCCUGGGCAAGAGCUGUUUUAGCCGCCGAAGCAGAGGCAGCUGAAUUCGAUUCUACCAAUGCUAUUUGGAGCUACGAUAUUGUUGGAGAUCACGAGAAUCUCGAUCGCGAGAGGAGUAGUUCCAACGACAGCGAAGACACGCGGCAAACAGUUGUAGAAAUCGAUGAUGAGGAUGAGUACGAGUUUGAGUUAGAUGAGGGAAUCUCGGAUAACAACGAACGCACGCAACCCACCGAUGAAUCCCAUCAUGAUACUUCCGAGUGUGAGGAGGCUGAGAGGAAUGCAGAUCGCUAUGAAAACCGUGGAGCUCAGGAUUGGGAGGAAGUGGAGGAUGUAGAGGAUUUCCUUGACUACGGAUUCGAUGAUGGUGCUGUGGGCGGAGCCACUCCCUAUUCCGAUCCGGACUCCUUCAUCGAGCAGAUCUACAACGAUGCCAUUAAGAACAGAAAGCAGUCGGCGAUCCUCAGGGAAUACGAGACCAUGGUUCAGGAGCAACUACCAUCGGAUCACAGCGAAUCGGAUAGGGAAAAGUCGGGUUCGGAGAGUGAGAAAUACGCAUUGUGGGCAAAAACCAGGGAACUGGAGCGAUCUCAUUCCGCUAACCGCCAUUCAGAUGUGGACGUUGCCUUGGGUUUGAUACCAGAAAGGGAUUCGGAGAUGCGCUAUUUGGGGGAUGCCCAUGUGGCUGCCCGACAAUCCACGAGGUUGCGUACCCGCUAUGGUUUCAAUCCCAAGUUGGAAGUGGGAGAACUGGAAGAUGACAUCGAAGUGGACCUGAAUUACAAACCCAAGAGGGAGUACAACUGGCGCAAGAACUUCCGACUGGAUGACAAUGAAGAAGGGGAGGGGAAUACUCAAAAUACAACAGAUGAGAAUGAGAUUGAAGAUCAAGAAGCUGGAGAUCAGAUGGAGGAGGAACUGGAUUGGCAGGAAGGGGAAAAAGAAAAUGGAGAACAGGAUCAGGAGCAGCCAUUGUACACAAAUGAAGAAUUGGAGGAAUUACCUAAUGGAGAAUUAUUGGAAAAUCGAAGAAUUAGUCUCGGGGGAGAAAGUAUAACCCUCUUCAGUCGCAGUCCUGUUCGUGAAAUUCUACCAGAGGUUCCGGAAGAGCUCCCACAAGAAGAAGAACCUACAGAAGAACAGCCAGAAGAGGCAGCACCCCCGGAAGAAUUACCCGCUGAGAAGCAAAAAAAGAAGAGCAAGAAGAAGCUGCGUAAGGGAUCCAAAACGGAAGAGGAACUCAGAGAUGACAAUGAUUCGGACACUCAAUCCGGUUUCACUCGACGCAAUGAAGAUCAGGAGGGAACAGUAGAAACCCCGAAGAGAAAGACUCGAUCCAGGAGAAGCUCCAAGAGCAGCUUGACCAAUGAAGAAGGAUCAGGACUCUUCUCUCCCAGAAGCAGCCUUGCUUUUAUGGGUGAAUCCUUGGAAGGCAUAGCUGAAUUUGAAAACCAGGAGAGAGACGAAGAGCAGUCCACCAAGAAAAAGACCAAGAAACGCAAGAAGACUGCGGCAAGGGAAAACAAAGAAGAAGCCAAGGAAGAAACACAACCGCAGGCUACAGAAGAAUCACACCUGGAUAAAGCUUUGGCUGCCGCUUUGGCGGAGAUUGCUCCCGUUUCGGUGUCCACAAACUUAACCCCAGAAUCCACGCAGGAGAAUCUACUAUCCACCAUAAGUACUGGCCAGAGUGUUUGCAUAACCCCGGCGUCUUCGAUCGAGGAGAUUGGAGAAUCCCCUCCAUCAACUUCAACUUCUACAGCUGCAGUUGUUCCCGCUCGAUCCGUUGUGGAUACCUUCGAUAUACUCAAAGACGCUAACUUCUAUCCGCUCUUCUAGCUCGCUUGGUUCGAAAACUAAUAACAAACUAAUAGCAAACACUCGAUCACCCAUUUGAUUUACUCUCUAUUUGUUUCUUAUAGACAUGUUCAUAAGCCAAGUCAAGCCAAGCACAGCCCAGCACAAUCCAGUCCAAGCCACAAUCCACAAAACCGAGCACGCUGUACAUGAAAACAAGUCCCAGUUAAAGAUCCAGUGUCCAGAAUCUAGAAUCCAGCAUCCGCUCCUCUGACUGAGGGUAAACACCCGCCCAUGGGAUCCCAGAUCCCUUUUUAUUAUUGUAUAAACUAUGUAUUAUACUAACGACCUUUUGACCCAAAAAAAAAAAAAAGAAAAAUAAAAAACAUACAUCGAACGAUUGAAGGAUUGUUUACCAUAGCUGUUAGUUUACUUAACGAUUUUGUCUUUAUAAAAAUGCCGAGAAUAAAAGCCAACUGAAUAAAUGAAGAAAA
Molecule: messenger RNA, 7993 nt
Organism: Drosophila ficusphila
Lineage: Eukaryota; Metazoa; Arthropoda; Insecta; Diptera; Drosophilidae
Product: trichohyalin-like
Source: RefSeq, a predicted model, not a curated record